CUAGUGCUAUACAAUAUACAUAGAGGCGGUCACAGCAAAAAUAACAGCCAGCUUCAACGAUCCCUCGGAACUAAUUUUCUUUCUCUUCAAGAAGUAGCGAUCGAAGCCUCUUAAAACGGUUUUGUUUGGUCUUCUUUCUGUGCCCUAAAAUAUGCUUCCACUUUCUCUACUUAAGAGUGCCCAAGGGCACCCAAUGUUGGUGGAACUGAAAAAUGGGGAGACCUACAAUGGGCAUUUGGUCAACUGUGAUACUUGGAUGAACAUUCAUCUUCGUGAAGUUAUCUGUACCUCUAAAGAUGGUGAUCGAUUUUGGCGAAUGCCUGAAUGCUACAUCCGUGGGAAUACAAUCAAGUACCUUCGAGUUCCUGAUGAGGUGAUAGAUAAAGUUCAGGAAGAAACCAAGAACCGCUCAGAUAGGAGGCCACUUGGGGUAGGGCGCGGAAGAGGACGAGGUAGGGAGGAUGGUCCUGGAGGACGCCAAGCAAAAGGAAUUGGGCGUGGUUUGGAUGAUGGAAGUGCUAAGGGUCCCGGUGGAGGCCGAGGCAGAGGUGGAUCUGGUGGAAAGACCGGCGGAAACAGAGGUGUAGGGCGUGGCCGUGGCUGAUUUAUGUUACGGUGUGGAACAACUUCUAAUAAACAGCAUAAAGGCAUUGGUGUCCAACCUCAUAUGUACUGUCUGGGUGGUUAAUAUUUUUUGGGUAACGUCCGGAUGGUUAGUUGCUCCAAUGUUUCCCCGUCCUCAAAAGAGUUUAUUCACUUGGAAUGCUUAAUUUUAUGUAGCUAUUGUAGGUGCUGUAUCGCAGAACUUAGUGUGAAGCUUGUACUUUGAUUUUUCUGUUUAGCUCAACGAUUCAAACUUAACCCAAAAAAAAUAAAAUAAAAAAGAGCUCAAUGAUUGGGUGGUUUUUUU
This is a messenger RNA of Corylus avellana, 910 nucleotides long. Its product is annotated as putative U6 snRNA-associated Sm-like protein LSm4. The record is from RefSeq and is a predicted model, not a curated record. Gene Ontology annotation, biological process: mRNA splicing, via spliceosome; nuclear-transcribed mRNA catabolic process. Lineage: Eukaryota; Viridiplantae; Streptophyta; Magnoliopsida; Fagales; Betulaceae. Gene Ontology annotation, molecular function: RNA binding.